Oryzias latipes (Japanese medaka) is the source of this 1688-nucleotide messenger RNA. RefSeq lists its product as uncharacterized. The record is from RefSeq and is a predicted model, not a curated record. NCBI's taxonomy places the organism in Eukaryota, Metazoa, Chordata, Actinopteri, Beloniformes, Adrianichthyidae. Gene Ontology annotation, biological process: DNA integration. Gene Ontology annotation, molecular function: nucleic acid binding.
CUUUGUUUUAUUUCAUGUUGCUGUUUUUCAGAAUGGCGUAUUUAUUUCAUGAAGAGCUUUUUCAGCAGAAUGGGUCUAUGUGUCAAUCAGUGAAGGUGGGCGGGAUCUAAACGCUCAUUGGCUCAUCCAUGGAAAUCGACUCAUAUUCCUGGAUACCUGCUCUGCGGUGUGCCAGUUACAAACUAAGAUGGCAUAUUCUGGCGACAUCCGCAGGGCUUUGUUGACAUUAGCCGAUCAAAUGGAGGGAAACAAUCUUUCGACAGACGCUAUUUUGAGUCGUUUGGAUGACAUAUUUGAAAUGCUCAGCUUAAUAGUUGCUGCAGAAGAUGCAGACAUUGACGAUUCAGUUUUUGCUAGUUUAAGAGCAAUUGAGCACCGGGUUCACGUGGACCGCACCACGGAGGAGCUUUCUUUAAGCACCGGUCGUCCACGUCUUGAAGUUCCCGUGGAAACCCUCAGGAGUCUCGUUCUCUGUGGAAUGACCACUAAAGCUAUUGCUAGCAUGUUAGCCGUGUCUGAAAGCACUGUUCGGAGGAGAAUGCUUGAAGAAGCCUUAAGGAAAUCUGACAGGUAUUCAUCAGUUGGUGAUGAUGAAUUGGAUGCCAUAGUGUUGGAGAUUCAGCAUUGUUACCCCAAUGCUGGCUGCAGGAUAAUGAUGGGACAUCUCCGAUCCAGAGGCAUACAUAUUCAAAGAUCUCGACUGGCAGAUUCACUCAGACGUGUCAAUCCAGAGGGAGUCAUGAUGAGAAGACUGUCCAUUCAGAUUGCAAGGCGCCGUCAGUACAAUGUGCCAGCACCAAAUCACCUCUGGCAUAUAGAUGGAAAUCACAAGCUAAUCCGAUGGAGAGUAGUCGUCCAUGGUGGAAUAGAUGGUUUUUCAAGGUUGGUUGUCUACCUUAAUGCUUCUACAAACAACAAAGCCACAACUGUUUUCAAUGGGUUUUUGGCAGCAGUCAGCCAAUAUGGAGUACCAUCACGAGUCAGGUCAGACAAAGGAGGUGAAAAUGUGAAGGUAGCUCAUUUCAUGGUCCAGACAAUGGGGCAGAACAGGAAUUCUCAUAUUACUGGCAGAAGUGUGCACAAUCAGCGAAUUGAACGUCUUUGGAGGGAUGUGUAUGAAAAUGUCCUGGACCUUUUCUACACAAUCUUUACUGAGCUGGAGAUUCAGGGACUGCUCAAUCCUGGCGAAGAAAUUGACCUUUAUGCACUGCACAGAUGCUUUCUUCUUCACAUUCAACAGCAUCUUCACGCAUUUGCACAAGCUUGGAACCAUCAUGGACUGAGAACGGCAAACAACCGCUCACCCCUGCAACUCUGGCUACAGCAUAGAAGAGAAGGGCAUUACUUUUCACAGGUGAAUGAGGACUAUGGCGUGGACUGGACAGGACCAUAUAAUCACCGUCCAUCCACUGAGGUCACUGUUCCUGAGAUCCAGCUUCCACAUACAUUGACUGAACAAGAACUUUCAGCAUUGCCAAAUACCAAUGUUCCUCUAUCUCAGUCUUUGCAAGUUUACUUGGAAACUAUUCAUGCACUCAAAAUGAUGUUUUAAAAACCUUUUAUUUGUGACACAAGUACAUGUUGAACCACUGUUGUCUUAUAUAAUUCAGUUCUAUCUUGAACUUUGAUUAGUUGUAAAUGUUAUUUUAUGUGUUUUAAAGUAAAGAAACAGAGUGUGACCAGAAAUU